Molecule: messenger RNA, 1173 nt
Organism: Plasmodium vinckei vinckei
Lineage: Eukaryota; Apicomplexa; Aconoidasida; Haemosporida; Plasmodiidae
Product: conserved Plasmodium protein, unknown function
Exons: 1
Coding region: 1-1173 (390 amino acids)
Source: RefSeq, a predicted model, not a curated record
AUGAGAUGGGCAUUAAAUAUACUUAAAUUAAUAAUAAUAAUUUUUAUAGAGAUUCCAAAAUAUUAUGAAAAAUAUCCUUUUGUUUUAUGCAAUAUAAGUUAUAUGAGUAAUAAUAAGACAAAUGGAUAUAAUAAAGUGAAUAAAAACGGAUUUACAUUUUUGAAUGUAAUCAAUAAUAAUUAUUAUAAAAAUGCUUCAAAGUUGUAUAUGACUAAAAAAUUUAAAUAUAAAUAUAAGAAUUCGCUAGAAAAACGAAUAAGAAAAGGAAGAAUACGAAAUGAAAUAAAUCAAAAAUUAAAAAAAAAAAAUAGUGCAUACAUGGUUAUAACUGAAAAAUUAAGCAAAUUAGACCCAGAUCAAAUAUAUUUUAAAUAUGAUAAAAAUAUAUUAAAAGAAUAUGAAAAUAUAAAAGAUAUAUAUAAAAAUAAAAAACUAGGACGAAAGUUCAACUUGUUUGAUUAUUGGUAUUCAUCUAAUAAAAAGGAAGCAAAGUAUAAUUAUAGCAGGCAUGUUAAUUAUACUAUAACUGAAAAUAAAUUCAAUUUUAAAAAUGUAUUUUCUUAUUUUCACAUUUUAGAAGUAGUUCAUGAGCGGUUUAAAAACAACGCUUUUUAUAUAAAUGGUUUGCAAUCUUUUAUAAAUAAAUAUUAUGACCCGGUUACAGGAAAACGAGUUAAAUCGUAUGAUAGAUAUAAAGAAAGUCUAGAAAUGAUGAAGAACAAUGAUAAAGGAAAUGAAAAUGAUAAGAAACAUGAAAAAAAUAAUAUGCCCAUGAAUACUAUUAAGAAAGAUAGUAAAAAAAAUAAUGAAGAAAAACAAAGGAAUGAUGAAAUUAAAUCAAAAAAAGAUAUUUUUGAAAUGAUGAAAGAAAGCAUAAAUGAUUUUCAAUGUGAAAAUACAGUUAACGAAGAUUCUUCAUUUAAACUGUUUGGAUCAUCUACGAGUUGCCUUUUAAAAAAAAAUGCGCCUAUAGCAUAUGACAUUAAAAAUCCAUUUAUGAAAUCAAAAUUAUCAUCAAAGAGGAGGAGAUUUAAAGAAAGAAAACUUUUUGAUAUAAUUAAUUUUAAGUGUAAAAAUAGGCAAGAGCGCUUGAUGCAAACCGCGGUAAGAAAACUUGCCAAAAAGAAACUCAAAAACGAAAAAUAUAUAUUGGACGGUAUGACGCCUGCAUAA